Molecule: messenger RNA, 3681 nt
Organism: Macrosiphum euphorbiae (potato aphid)
Lineage: Eukaryota; Metazoa; Arthropoda; Insecta; Hemiptera; Aphididae
Source: the annotation of a GenBank genome assembly
AUGGCCACCGCAGCCGCAGAACCCUGCCGCCGGCGGCCGCCGAUGACGAACAGAACGACGCGGGUGAUGGUGAGUGGCGGGACGGUGGUGGCCGUCAUCGCGCUUGCCGCCGCCGUCGUCUGCGCGGCCGUCACCGGCACGUCAGCCAUAACGACGAAACCGUCUUCGACGGCCGUCAUCAAGACGACUUUGCAGAUAUCGCCGCCAACCGAUGACAAAACCACCGCAAAGCCGGAAAACCGCCAACAACCGCACCAGCCGUCGUUUGCCGCACGCUAUUGGCAACAUCGUGACAUCGCCAACAGACCGUCGUUUGUGCACGUUGAUGACGAAGACUACUCAAUACAGCAGCCGCCUCACAAGCUUUCAGCUGUCCAGCAGACACACAUACUCGACGACAUUCGUCGGCAUAAUCAAGAACAGCAGUGGUGGACGGCUCCCGGAACAGCCUCGACUUCACCGUCGUCGACAGCGAACAUCCCGGUGGAGGACAAUAGCGAUCAGCACCAGGAUUCGGCGGCUGUGGUUGACCAAUUGCAGCAACUAUUGCAGAUCAAUGGAGUGGCCGCAGACGAUGACGAUGUAGCCGCAGACAACCCGGACGACGACCGUCAUGGUAAGCAGAGGUCCAUCAGCGGUGGAGGCGGUGCAAGUGUUGGUUGGCAACCACAGUCACCGCAGCAGUACAACAACCACAACAGACAGCAGCAACCAUCCUUAUCGCCUCCGGUGACAACAGCUUCAUACAGCCAUCAGCACAGCCACAACCAGAAUCAACAACAACAGCAUCAAUACUAUCCUACGACGUUGGCGGGUCCUACCAUACAACAGCAACAUCACCACCAACAUCACGUCCAUCGUCCACAGAAGCAGCAGCAGAUCUUCGUAACGACGCCUCCGUCGUCCGUGGUUUCCACCACGUCCAACAACAACUUGCAGCGGCACGUCCACCAGCACCAGCAGUACAUACCACUGCAGGGCGCGCAGCCUGUACAGCAACCACAACCACAGUAUUACCCCCAACCACAGCCACCGGCGCUGCAGGUUCCUGUGGCCGUCAAUAUCGGAGACAGCGAUAACGAUGAUCACAGAGGUGGUGGCGGGUUGGACGCGGAUAUCGAACAGCAAAUCCGCCAGCAGUUGACAGCAGUCGUGGGUGCCGGUGGAGGAAAUUACACGAUACUGACUUCGGCCGGUGGAGAUGGCGGUGUUAACCAUCGGUUAACACAGCAUGUAACCGGAUCGGCGUCCAACGACAACGUUCAGUACGUGAAAAUCGGUGGUGGGGGUUCAGGUACCGGUUCAUCACCAUCGCGGAAUCGGUUACAGCAACAGCAACCGACGGAUACGAGUACAAUUUUCGCUGGUGCAGCAUCACCCAAUGUGGGAGGUACCGGCAACACAGCCGGUGGUGGCCGAAACACGAUCGUCAAAACAGUUGUAAUCCGGCAGAAGCCGCAGCCCACGACCGCCCCUCCAGCCGUCGUACCGCCAACAUCCGCUGUUAUGAGUACGGCUCCCUCGCAGCCCUGGACGGUUAGCGAACAGCAGCAACUAGAACAGCUGGCCCGGCAAGUGCUGCCCCCCGGCGUCGCACAGUAUGAAAUCAUACGCGCGGGCGGUGUCGACGGAAGUGCCGCCGCCAAGAGUGGCGGAGACGCAGCGACCGCGGCCACGGUUGACAGCAGCGCGGCGUUCAUGACCGGUGGCGGAGAGCAACCGCCUGUUCUAGCUGGUGGCAAGAAGAAACCUGUGACGUUCGUCAUCCUGGAGGAACGACCUGACGGCACCGUGCGUGUACGUGGGAUCGAGAAAAAGCAGCACGGAGGUGACCCGUCCGACGGCAGCAACGCCGUGGCCGACGUUGCGGGAACGUCUGCGGUAGCCGACGAUGAACAACUCCAGCAGUUGGUGGACAGGCUGAACCGGGGUGAGCUCCGUCUGCCGUCGGGUGGCUCACCAACACCGUCGUCCAAGAUUACCGCACUGGACAGCGCGGCGGUAGCCAGCACCACUGCCUCGACUCCGCUUCCGGCAUACGUUCCGCCGUUCCCAUCCACCGUACUGCCACAGUCAACAUCGCCGACCGGCGGUAUCGGUGUCAGCACGAACAAGCGCCGUGAACCACCCCCGCCGUCGUACAUUCCUACCAAAGCACCGCAAACAACUACCACCGCACUACAUCAGCACCAAUACCAAAACUUUUUCCUCCCUACCGCCGUACCGACCGAAGCAGUGGCCGUCGCUACUACUACCGGACAACAACAUCAUCAGCAACAGCAGAACAAGUACCACAACCACCACCACCAUCACCAGCAGCAGCACCAACAGCAACAACAACAACAACAACAACAGCAACAGUUUUAUACACCGCCGACAAUUACCACGUCUUCGUCUUACACGACACCGCUGGUAAACUCGACCAUGUCAUACUUCAACAACAACAACAACAACAACAACAAAGCCGUGAAAGAAGGCAUGUUUAGUGGUGCUCUUCGCCGCCGUGGCUAUUAUGCAAUGGCCAAAUACAUGCGACAAGCUGGUGUGGACGCAGUACUCGAAGAAACAGGCCCGUUAACUGUAUUUGUGCCAACUGACAAGGCAUUCAGAGCCCUAUUAGUGCAGUUGGGUGGCCCCGAUCGUGCUGAGGACAAGUUCCGUGAAAACCCACGUUUGCUGAUUGGGCUUUUAUUGCAUCAUGUCGUGCCUGGAGCAUUCAGGGUGUCUGACUUGAUGGCAGGAGACGAAAUGACCGGCGUUAGUUUAGCAGGCACACAACUCCGUGCGAAUCUGUACGCCCGACAGCUGUACGAUAACCGAUGGAACGACAUAGAAGUGCUCACUGUCAAUGGUGCCCGAGUGUUGGACGACGUCAACCCAACUGCGUCUGCCGCGGUUAACGAUGGUUCUACUUCCGACGACGGUAGCGGCGGGUCCACGCAACAGCGUAGGGACAUGGUGUUGUCGUCAAACGGAGGCUCAGGAGGAAGCAAUCAACAACAGAUCAUGGCUAUAGGGCAUGCAGUUGACCGCGUAUUAUUCCCACUGCCUGUCGGUGACGUACUCGCCACCAUGAGAGCCGACCGGCAGCGACGGUACAACGUCUUUUUGCGAGCCGUGGACGAGCACUGUUCGCCUAACGUGCGAUCGCUACUCACUGGUUCAAGAACUGUGACGGUGUUUGCGCCUGUAGAUGAAGCGUUCCGCGUACGUCGCGGCUCGGGAAAUUAUAGCACGAGUAGCAGCAGUGGUUCAAUAGUCGAUUGGAUGCUUCACGAGGACACCAGUAGCAGAUUCAAAAAACGAAAUCGUCGGCGGAUUGCUGACCGGUUCGUGCUCAGCCACGUGGUGUUGGCAGGACCAGGGGAUCCCCCCAUGUACACAGCCGGAUUGCGAUUUUACCAGGUCAGGGACACUGCGUAUCGGCUUCCGGAAGGUGGUGAUUCUGCAGCUGUGGCGGAAGAGGACGACGAAGGUGCAGCGGAAGACUUCAACGGUGGUGGAGACGAUGGAAAUUUAACGGUUUCGCCGAAUGACGGUGAAAAAUCACGUUUCUAUCAGUUAACCGUGUACAAGGAUUCGGGCAGGAUACGGCUGAACGGUGGUGCCGCUCAGGUGUUGGUCCGCAACGUUCCGGCUACGAAUGGCGUACUUCAUGGACUGGAUGCACCACUAGUCUGA